This is a messenger RNA of Dermacentor silvarum, 13188 nucleotides long. Its product is annotated as adenylate cyclase type 5-like. Gene Ontology annotation, cellular component: plasma membrane. The transcript has 18 exons. Gene Ontology annotation, molecular function: adenylate cyclase activity. Lineage: Eukaryota; Metazoa; Arthropoda; Arachnida; Ixodida; Ixodidae. Gene Ontology annotation, biological process: cAMP biosynthetic process; intracellular signal transduction; adenylate cyclase-activating G protein-coupled receptor signaling pathway. Bases 732 to 3929 code for a protein of 1065 amino acids. The record is from RefSeq and is a predicted model, not a curated record.
GAGGGGCGCAGCUCGAGUUUCGCGGUUCACCAAGCGACAACAGCUGCGAGCGCUCAGCAUAAGCGUCGACACUUCCCGCUUCCCUUCCGCGGCGGCUGGGUCAAGGGAGCAUGCUAAGAUAACGCUGCUGGUGUAGGGGUUACAAGAAAAAAAAAAAAAAUACACCAGGGGGGGUUUCGAAAGGAGACAAAAGUUUGUUCCUUCUUUUCUCCUGCGCUUGCUCUCCGCUAAUCAUCGUCCCGUGAGAACAGUAUACCGUGGUAUCGCCUCUCUCCUCUGGGCACGUGCGUAUUGUGUGUGUGUGGUGCUGCCUCAAGGUCCCCGCGUAAAAGUUUCGUUCUCUUCCGGUUCACAAGAGACCGGCGAUCUUUAGAAGAGGAGAACAACGGUCGCCUCGACGACGACGUCGCCAGUGUCGGUGGUGCCUGCCCUGCUUGACUCUUCUUCUAUCAUCGAGAGCAGUCAGUCGUGGCGUGACCGUCGUAGACGCCGAAAUAGUGCGGACGGGAUAAGAGUGUGCUCAAUAGAGGCUGCCGGACUGUUGUCCUUUCGUCCCGGGCUCCGGACCACUUUUGUCCUGUCUGCUCGCUCGCGCCGACGUGAACCGGGGCAUUGUUUUCCUGCUCACUUGCUCGGCAAGCUGAGGUGUGUCUCUCCGUGUCCGUCGAUGUCGUUCCCGGGGGACAAGUGGCUAUAACGGUUGACAAAGACCGCACGUCCUCUGGACCAAGAUGGCGGUGGCGUCCGGCGGUGGUGGAGGAGGGGGCGCUUCCGACUCGAGCGACUCGGCCGGCGGUGGCGGUGCGAACAACAACAAGGAGACGACGUGGGAGUACGUCGAGGCGAAGACGCAAACCGUGACCAGCGUGGACUGCUGCACCUCCUGCUACUACUUCUGCUGGUACCAGCACGUGCACCGCAACGACAUCGACUCGCUCUACCAGCGGUACUUCCUGCACCUGAACCGGCGCAGCCUCACCGCGCUUCUGGGCGUCAUGGCGGCGCUCUGCGCUCUCGGAGCGCUUCUGGACCUGGCGCUGUCCCAGCGACCCUCUCAGCCCCCGCCGGCGGCUCGCGCCGCAGCGUUCGGCGCGCUGCUCGUCUUCUACCUGGCGCUGGUGUACGCCACGCUGCAGACCUCGUUCCGCCAGGUGCACCUGCUCGUGUGCAGCUAUCUGGUGCUCGUCUCGUUCGUAGUGCUCGUGGCGCUCGUGGCGCUCCUCGACCCCAGCGCCGCCGAGCGCGCCGUCGUGUCCGACCUGUGGUGCGCGCUCUUCCUCGUGUACGUGUCGUACGCCCUGGUGCCGGUGCGCAUGCGUGACAGCGCCGUCGCUGGAGUCCUGCUGGCCGGAACCUACCUGGCCUGCAAUCUCGCACUGCACGCGGACACCCUGCACUGGAAGCGGGUGACGUGCAACGUGAUACUGCUGGUGGCGGUGAACACCAUCGGCAUGUUCUCGCACUAUCCGAGCAAGGCGGCCCAAAGGCAAGCCUUCCUCGAGACGAGACAGUGCAUCGAGUCAAGGCUAAGCAUACAGCGCGAAAAUCAAAAGCAGGAGCAACUCUUGCUCUCCGUUCUUCCACGUCACGUCGCGAUGGAGAUGAAAGCGGACAUCGCGAAAAAGCCACAGGACUCCAUGUUUCACAAGAUCUACAUCCACCGACACGAGAACGUCAGCAUCCUGUUCGCGGACAUCUGCGGCUUCACGAGCCUCGCGUCCCAGUGCACGGCCGAGGAAGUGGUGCGCAUGCUGAACGAGCUGUUCGCGCGCUUCGACAAGCUCGCCGCCGAGAACCACUGCCUGCGCAUCAAGAUUCUCGGAGACUGCUACUACUGCGUCUCAGGCUUGCCGGACCCGCGACCAGACCACGCUCAGUGCUGCGUCGAAAUGGGACUCGACAUGAUCGAGGCCAUCGCGCUCGUCCGUGACGUAACAGGCGUCAACGUCAACAUGCGAGUCGGCAUCCACACGGGGAGGGUCCACUGUGGCGUCCUCGGACUCAAGAAGUGGCAGUUCGACGUCUGGUCUAAUGACGUCACGCUCGCAAACUACAUGGAAGCGGGCGGAAUCCCAGGGAGCGUGCACAUCACCAAGGAAACGCUGCAGUUCCUGGGCGACGACUACGAGGUGGUUCCGGGUGAGGGCGGCCAGCGACACCCAUACCUGCGCGACCACAACAUCGAGACGUACAUCAUCAUUCCCAACGACAAGAAGCGCAUGGCGCCGCCCGAGAACAACACAUCGGCGGCGCUGCACGGCGUCGCCAAGGAGAUACGCAUCAUGGGGCAUGCAAACGCAAGGCGACACGUCAACAUGAGGACCAAGGGCUACUCGGGCGGCGAGAAGAAGAAGAACUCGCAGGAGGAAGUGAACGACUACCUGUCGCACGCGAUCGACGCCCACAGCAUCGAGCAGCUACGCGCCGAGCACUGCAAGAAGCUGACGCUCACUUUCCACAAGGCCGAUGUCGAGGAGAAGUACAUGAAGGAACCGGAUCCGAUGCUGGGCGUGUACAUCGUGUGUGCAGAAGUUGUGUUGGUGUUCAUAUUUAUCAUACACAUGAUCAUACUGGACUUAUCGUGGAUCCGGGUAUUCAUCCAGAUAGGAGGAAUCGCCCUUAUAAUUAUGGUUAUAUGCAUCAUCCUGUGCCUGCAUCUAGAGCUUUUCACAGCUGUGAUUCCUUCCAAGUGUUACAAGAUUUCCGAGAAACUCACGGGAAACAGAUUGCAUAGCCAAGUUAUUUCAAUUGUAAUCCUAAUCAUUGUGUACGUCUGCUGCAUGACAUCGGCGAUUUUGCCCGAAUCUGAGGACGUCGCGUCGUGUUGGUACUACGACGACAAUUUUACGAUGAUAGCAAACGUGACGUGUAUGCAAGAGAACUACGUGAACGUGCCUGAGUACCUCAUGCUCUGUCUGGCUCUGGUGCUCCUAGCCUGCGCAGCUGUACUCGUGCUGACGACAGUCGAGAAGCUGGUGCUCCUGCUACUCUUCAGCUUGCCUUUCUGCGCACUGAGCUUCACGUGGGACGACAGCCUGUGGAACUUCGUUCCUGGCGCCACUGAUGUGCUUUACCUGAAGACUGUGGUGGUACUCGUGCUGUGCCUCUACAUAGCAGUCCUGGUGAUCCAUGGCUUCCAAACAGAGGCCACGUCUCGCCUUGACUUUUUGUGGAAGCUUCAAGCGAUGGAAGAGAAGGAAGACAUGGAAGACCUACAGGCGUACAAUCGAAAAUUACUGGGCAAUAUCUUGCCGGCACAUGUCGCCGAGUACUUCCUCUCAUCUGAUCACAGGCACGAGGACCUGUAUCAUGAGCAGCGUGACAGCGUUGGCAUCAUGUUUGCAUCCAUUCCAAACUUCAGUGAAUUCUAUAUGGAACUGGAAGCCAACAAUGAAGGUGUGGAAUGCCUACGCCUUCUGAAUGAAAUCAUUGCCGACUUUGAUGAGUUGCUGUCACAGGAACAGUUCAGGUGCAUAGAGAAAAUCAAGACAACGGGCUACACGUAUAUGGCAGCAUCAGGCCUCACCAUGACACAAGAGGACAUAGCAAACAAUGUACAUGUAGUGGCCAUGGCAGAAUAUGCACUCAAGAUGCAGGAGCAACUUCAUCAUGUCAACGAACAUUCCUUCAACCACUUCAAGAUCAGGAUAGGCCUGAAUGUGGGACCUGUUGUUGCUGGUGUUAUCGGUGCAAAGAAGCCACAUUAUGACAUCUGGGGAAAUGCUGUCAACGUUGCAAGCAGGAUGGAUUCUACGGGUGAAGUGGAAAAAAUUCAGGUGACCCAGGAAGUUUACAGCAUACUGGAGCCCCUGGGCUACCCAAUGGAAUGCCGUGGUUACAUCACUGUCAAGGGCAAAGGGGACAUGCUCACUUAUUUCCUGACGGGCAAACGGAAGCCAGUGGCCGACUCUGGCAACAACCAGCUGUAACACACCACCUUUCACUCCAAAGACUUUGUGUGAUGCGGGGCCAGCUGCCCUGCGUAAAUACGUAUGUGCGUAAAUAUGAGUUGUUUUUAAUGACCAUUGUUGCAAGCGCCACAUACAAAAGCUCCAGGCAAGCCCACGUGUCUGAGCUUUUACUGCAUUGCAAUGGCAGACAUUACUAGAGAAACCCCAUAGUUACUGUACGCUCUUGUUUUCGGGUGUCUCGUCAUUCUGCUAAUGUUGACAUUCCACCAUGUGUAGCAUAUGCCUUUUUUCUGUAGGCGUCUGCCCACAUCCAUUUGUUGCAGUGGCACAGGCUUAGUCCAUUGUGCAUAAGACAUUCUCCGCGAAUAAUUUUGUGUCGGUUAAAUUGCACCGUUUCUUCAAGAAUGUGUUGUGCUUGGGUUUAUUUCAGUUCUGUGGUGGUUUCCUUGUUGUUGAGAGGACCAAUGUACAGCGAUCUGUGUGUGCCAACUGUGUAAGAGAAUUUGAGAACAGUGAAGUGUGCAUGCAAGAAGAGAAGGCUUAAGUGAGUGUUAUUAGUAAACCGUCUAAUUCUUCUGAAGUCACUUUAGAAGUCGCAUUGGGAUUUGAGAAGCUGCUAAUGGCGGUUUGAAUUGUGUAUAUUAGAUUUAGGUCCUCAGCUGUUGUGAAAAAUGUUUUUGUUUCUGCUUAUUAGCAACCUGGGUUUGUCAAUGGAAGAAUUUUGCUUCUUUACCUUGCUUCUGAACCUUGCAUUGAAAGUGGCAGAGGAGCAGAGUUUCAUGAACAUUGUAGAGCUUUAACACAAAGCUGCAAGUUUCUUCAUCUCCAUAAGGAAAAAUUGGGCUAGGAGAAAGCGAGCUAGUGGCUUUAUGGUAUGAAUCUACAGACCCUUUACAAAAAAAAAAAAAAGGAGUAUCUUCCAAACUGGAACAGCGCUAAAUGAAAAUGUUUAAGUUGGCCAUGAAAUUAAAGUAAUCUAUAGAAUAAUUCUCUUUCACAAAUGAAAGACUGGCUACUGUUUACAGCAACAAUAACAAAAAUAAUUUCAGCCUUGCACAGCUUAUUAUAUUUGUGCACUACCAGGCAAGCAUAAGGUGUGGAUGGUUAGAAAAGCCAUAAAGCACAUGCUUCAGCGAUCUUGCAUUGAACCUUGUUAGAAAUGGGUGCGAUCCAUGUUCCAUGGAAAGUCAUUGACAUAACUAAUGUCAACAACUUUUUGUAUUGUCAUAGUUAUUACAUUGUCUUUAGUAACACAUUUCAUGAUAAAACUUUGUUAUAAUGAUGUUUGGCAGCCAGCUGAACAUACUUUAUGAUGCCCAUUGUCUGCCAACAUGGCCAACAUUGUCUGCCGGGGGGUGGUGGAGGAUAGUCACUACUGAGUAAGAAAACGGUGAUGCAAAAGCACACCAGGCAUGACCAAAUGAUUAUAAAGGAAAUGAAAAAGUGCACAUGUUACAGUUUAUCCUUCCAUCAUAAACAUGCUGGAAUUACAUUACAAUGCUGUAUAUUUGACUCAGCUGCAGGCCUAAGAAGGCUUCUCAGGAAAGAAGUUGAUGAUUAUUUUCUAUUUUUAUCCUCUGCAAUGAGAUGACUACUUUUUCUAAUGUAGCUGUAAUGCUGAUUCAUUUCCACCAUCAUUGUGUGUGCAUAAUUAUACAUGCAACAGGCCUGCUGCAUCCAGUGCUUGCAUGGCUGUGGUGGUGUUCACCAUGGCAGCAUUCACCUUUCAAAGCCAUGAUUAUGUUUGGUAACAUCGGAUAGAAAAGGGUGGUUUAAUCCACAUUGAACACUCUUUCAUUUCCACCAUAGUUGUGUGUGCAAAUGUAGUGAUGUAACAGGUCUGGUGUAUCCAGUGCUUGCACGGCCGUGGCAGCAUUCACCUUUCAAAGCCAGGAUCUUGUCUGGUAACGUCUGAUAGAAUAGGGUGGUCUAAUCCACGUUGGAGGCUCCUUUUUCACUCUACAGUCGAUUUCUGUUAAUUCGACCUUGACGGGACCAACGAAACUGGUCAAAUUAUCCUGCCGGUCAAAUUAGACAGGAUGCAGAAAAAGCUCCAAAAUACACUGCUUAUUCAUUUGGCUGUAUUUUCUGGAUUCUGACACGCCCCCGAAUCAAACGCGCGUCCACUUUGUAUAUGUCCAAAGUAGAAAAGUAAUGUAGAUUAAAGCUCCUAAAAAAAUAGAAGUGUAAUAUGCGCACAUGAUUUUUUAGCAAUAAAAAUAGUCUUAAUAGUGACGUCCAACAGCAGCCGGUCUUCUAAAGUCAGCUUCGCCGCAGUACAUUGGUGUUAUUCGGUAAAGCACAUGAUUGCUGCAAAGACCAUUUUGGUAUUUUGUCUGACUGCAUCACACUGUCCAAUUUCAUUUAAAACAUGGCAAGUGUUAGAAUUGGGUAAAUGCCAUAAUCAAGCAUUGUAAGCCAUGCUUAUUGCUUGAAAAUCUUGGGGGAUGACAAAAAUAGGGGAGGCCAAAAAAAAAAAAAAAACUUACGUCCUAUCAGCAGCAGUACCAAAUUUAGUUGUAAGCAUGCGCUGGCAAAACUAGAGCUUUUGAAUGUUCUGCCGUGUAAGUGCACAGGCUUUUGGGAGUUAGAUGCCAUCAACAGACCAGAAGGUUGCUUCUAACACCUACUGCUGGCCAAGCAUAAUCGUCAAUUUGAUUGCUGGCAGGGUAGCACGAAAUGUGUGAUGUGGUAGUAGCUGAAGUGCUUGUACUUGUAAAGCUUCCGGCUUGAAGAGCUUGAUAGUAAUGCUUGAUUUUUUCAGGGCCUUUUGUACCAUCAACAAUGAGCCGUGGAUUCAAAAUUAGUCGACUAGCGCAGCUUCCUAAUUAGGUUUAGCAGCAAAGUGAUACUCGGAGAGCAAAGAAAACAUUGCAUUGUCUCGGUGGAGCUCAUGAUUGUGUUGCAACAAAGUCGAAAUAGCUGGGCUAGUCCAAACAAUUCGAGCCAUCAGCGGCUGAUGUGUUGUUGAAGGGCUUUGAUAAAUUUGCUUCCUGAAUUUUCUCAAUAAGUGUAGGCAUAGGAAGAAUUGGUUAUUUGGCUAACUGAUUAAGCAUUACGGUACAACAUAAUUUAAUGCAGUCUAACAGGAAUUCGCUUUCAUUAGGGUAUUAUAACUUUUUGGAUGUAAUAUCCCAAAAAGACAGGAAGAGAGUGGUGUGGAUCAGAGAGCAAACAGGGAUAGCCGAUAUUCUAAUUGACAUUAAGAGAAAAAAAUGGAGCUGGGCAGGCCAUAUAAUGCAUAGGAUGGAUAACUGGUGGACCAUCGGAUUUACAGAAUGGGUACCAAGAGAAGGGCAGAAAACUACAAGUUAGGAUUUGUGAUGGAGUUAGGAAAACUAGAAUUUAUGAUGAAGUUAGAAAAUUUGCAGGCGCAAGUUGGAAUCGGCUAGUGCAAGACAGGGGUAUUUGUAUAUCGCAGGGAGAGGCCUUCGUCCUGCAGUGGACAUAAAUACAAGCUGAUGGUGAUGAUGAUGAUGAUCCCAAAGCUGCACUGCAGGACACAAGAAAUGCCAGAGUGGAGAGCUCUGGAUUAAUUUUGACUAUCUAGAUUUCUUUAAUAUGUGUAUAAAUGUAAAGAGGCAACCACAUGCACGCAAUAUUUAAAGCGGCACAAUCGGCACACCCUGUCGCAUGGCGGCAUGGAGCAACCGCACGCACCCGACAUCGCUAAAAAAGUAGCGACAAAUUUACAUUGUUGUCCAAAUAUAUAAUAUUGCGCACUUGUAAAGAAAUAUCAAACAUACCACGAGGUCAAUGCUUUAAUCACGGUGCAUUAGAUCUUGCUUUAAAUUGCUGUCAUCGUCUGUCAAAAAUCCGUUCCAUGCUGCUAAAGUGAAAUCCUGGAGUGCCAUCUGGUGAGCAAUAAAGACUUUCGCAGCUCUCGGUGGUGUCUCAUGCCUUAACAGUGUCAAAAUGAACAACCGAUCUCAAUAAUGACAAGACAGCGCCAGUACUUUGUCCUCAACCUGAGAUGAGACGAAGCGAUGGCCGAUUUUACUAUUUUAUUUUUUGCUGACAUGGCAAAGAGCAAAUUUAGAUCGAAGCGGGCGGGCUGGUUGCUUUAAUAUUGUUGCGGCAUCACUCUGCCCUCAGCGGAAGUUGCCGCAUGUACCUCCAGGUGACAAGCAAAAAUUUCUGGCUGGCCAAAAAUCGGUGACGCUAAAAGCGACAGCGAUGGAUCGCCCUCCGCAAUGGCAAAACCUGUUGCUCGUCGCCGGCACUUGAAAAUCGCUGUGCAUGCGGUUGCUCCUUAAUUAUACAUUUUUUAAUUCCACUACAAUUGGAAGGGAAUUGCUAUUGCUGAAAUUUGUUGCCGUAGUCUCUUCCACAGAGCAAAAUGCCUUGCCCAUUGCAUUGGGCUUUGUUGUUAUGGCAUUGUACUGCGAAGCAUGAGGUCACGGGCUCGAAUCUCGAUUGCUGCGGCCGCAUUUCGUAGGGGGCAAAAACACUUGCAUACUUGAUUUGGGUGCAUGUCAACAAACCUAAGAUGGUCAUAAUUAUUUCGAAGUCCCCACUAUGGCAUGCUUCAUAAUCAUAUCAUGGUUUUCGUACAUAAGACUGCAGUCUUUAAUUAAAUUUUAAUUAGCAGAAUGUCACAAUCUUUGAGGCACUGGUAAAUACCGUUUGGAGGUAAAGGGAGAACAGAAACUGUAGCUAGCCACGCCAUCACAUGUGGACCAAAAAUGAACAAGCUACUCGAAAAGAAGUGCUUCUAGAUAUCAUUAUUUGAAUUGUGUUCAGCUGUGUGUUUGGGCAGUGGAAGAUAUUUCUUGAUGCGGACUUUUUUUUAGACAUUGUGUUCUCAUACUGCUUUCUAUGUGCCCAUUUUCGAGACAAAAUGGCUGUUUCCACAGCCUCUGUUCAUGCCAGAUGGCAGUUUUGUGUUCUUGCAUUUGAAAUUUUGUGAAAAUAGUUUUGCUACAUGUCCACUAUGCUUUUCUUUUUCUUUACCUUGCAGUGGUUCGAAAUGGAAGUAAAAUGUAGCAGUUUUUCUCAUACUGCAUCGCUGAAUGUCUUCAUUCAAUAUGUAUUGCAGCAGUGUUGUCGGUGAAAAGUUUUUAUGCAGUUUUCUGCAGUGACAGGGCUUUUAGUGCAUCAUUUCAAACUUACUUUUGGCAGCCUUAUAGUGCUGACGUCAUACAAUAUAGUAUGGUGAUGUCAAACUUCUUUUUUAUCCCUCUAUGUGUGAAUUUGUUUUUCAUUGCUCACUAAGAAGUGGUUGAUGUAAAGGGCAUCUUCCUGAACCAAUGAAUUUAGAACAGAUUCGCAGAGUAGAUGAGUGACCUUUGACAUAUGUUACUGCUAAUUCGAGAGUCUAAAAGGGAAACCUCGUUUAUUGUGAUGCUUUAGUGAUGAAAUAAACAAAAACAAACGGCCUUGUAAGAGACAUAAUCUGCUCCCUACAUCAUAACGAGUGGUAGCAAACUAUUUCAUCUAAGCUCUUGAUGUGCACUAAAGCACAAACAAGACUAUGUUCAUGAGCUGCUCGUUUGCAAAGCCAACUUAGCCUUGUAACUUCUGCGCCAAGGAAACAGCGACUGCAACUAUAAAUGAAAUUAUUUGACUGCUUUCAUGCUUUUACUGCUACCAAAUAGUGCUUAAAAACACUAAAUACACAAUUUGCUAGCUCACUAGCUUUGCCAGCGGAUGUAUCCAUAUAGGCAUCCCUGCCAGCAUAUUAUCAUUGCUGUAGCGCUUGCACAAUAUAUUCUGUGUGUUCUUUAGGGUAAGGAUAAAUUAGCAAUCUUGAUUGCCUACUCUGUGCCGCCGAGGAUAGAUGCUUAUCUUUUUUUUUUUUAUUUAGGCCCCCUCUAGCCUGUACCUUCCGCUAUAGGAAACAUUUGACUAAAACAUGAUGCUAAAUCUUUGUUGGCCUACUGUGUUUUCACUGCAUAUUGAAGUUGUCAUUUUAAAACAAAUCAUCUACUAAUAUUUCAGUUAGUAAUUCAACCGCUUUGCCUUCUUAAGACAGCAAUGCGGUAUCAAACUAAUGACUCGUCAGAGGACAUUCGUUAUAUGAACACUCUAAAGUCAUCCACAUUUUAUAUGGAGGCAUCAUGACUCUUGUUUGGUGUCACUAGGAAAAUGUACCACCCACUUGUUCACCAUGAAAUUGACCCGAUUGUAGUUUAUAUGCUUGUUGCGACUGUGUCAGCUCGAAUGAAACUUUGUGUGUAUACCUGCACCUCUACUAAAUCAUAGUUAUGUUCUGGGCAUAAUGUGUACUUCUGAUAAUAUAAACAAAAAUCUAUAAUUUCUAAGAUUUAUAUUUAACAUAAGUUGGCCCUAUUUCUGUUACACAUUGCUGUUGUGUUAAGUCAUGCAAAUGAUGUCAAAGGUCACUUUCCACCUCUGUGCGCAUCCCUGCCACAAUGUUCUUCCAAGUCCAAAAACUUGUUUAGAAAAGGUAUGCUUCAAUUACAUUUUUCAAAAACUGUUUGGCAGGAGGAAUUAAUUUUAUGCUUUCGAAGAUGGUUUGACAUGAUGGUGUAUGUGACGAAGUGUGCGUGUGAUGGGAUAUGCGUGUUGCAUGUAUACAUCAGGUAUUUUUAUUUCUUAUUUACCGGUGGUUACUGUUGGAGUUCUAUCAGCUGUUGAGCUUAAACGUAGUGUUAAUAAGUAUUUUUUAAGCCCCAAGCCCCUUUGUGUGGUGGUGCAAACUUGGGUCUUGAAUAGCCUUCCGCAAAGAGCAUUUUUAAUAGCUAAUGCAACUGUAGUGUAGAGAAUCAGACUAUCAAGGAGUGAUAAUGAGAAGUUUUGCUUAUGUACUAUACUGUGUACCAUACUGUAGAUCAGCAGUGCUCUUGAAAUGUCUAUCAUUGUGUAAAACAUCACUUGCAGACUGCAAUCAUUAUGCCAAGAUCAUUACACACGUCACCACCCUCAACACUUGGCAAUCAGUGUAAAUGACCUCAUUCAUUUUUGUGUUUUUGUGCCCUGCGUGUAAUUGUUCCUCUACUGCACACUCUGGCUGGCGUAUACUAAAGCGUUGGCAGCGAGUCUUUAACAGCGGUUGUUUGUUGGGGCUGGAAUGGACCAUUUCAAGAUGUGUACUGUGUACAGUCUAUUUCUCGUUGUUUCCUACAUAGUCAGCACCCUUGCAUGUAUUUUCAAAACAUAAUCCGUGGUUCUCUUGUUUUUUUACAACCAUACAUUUUCACUGCGUCCCUUUUUUUCUAGUCAGCAUCCAUCACCUGCUUUGUCUGAACUUGAAAUUACACUAUAGAUCUGCCCUGUCAUUCUAGUCGUAGUAAGAAUGUCGCUGGUGGACAGGUUUUACAGGCCUGACACUGUUUGCUUUGUUUUAGUGAUGGGUCUUUGUUCGCAUAGUACAGUUACUGAUUUGGUAUCUUCAUUUUCUUGGCUGUGAUUUGGCUUCAACUCUUUCAGAUGCAGUAUAUGCUGCCUUAUUUCAUCUAUACGCUCUGGAUCUUAUUGAUUUACAGCACCAAGUACAAAUCUUUUUCUGCCUGCACAAAUUCUUUACAUUUUUUUACUGCAUACUUUGUAUUGCAUGUAACAAGGACCAAGCUUUGAAUGUUGAAUGAUUCAUUUCAUGUAUAUGAAAGGACAAGGCACUCUGUCUGUAGCCUUGCUGUAGUGCAACUAUAAGUGUGCUUAAGAACAUGUUAAGGUAUAAACUAAAUUUCUGAGGAAAGUUGGACAUUUGCAGUGAUAAAGGUGUAGUGUGUCACUAAAUUAAGUUUGAUACUGGUGAGUCCAAAGGUCUCCUGCUACUCCAGUGGCUUUUCAUUUAGUUUAAAUAUAUGAUUAGUGUGUUGACUGCAAGCACCUGUACAUGCCGUGUUAAGUUUAUGGCAUGCACUAUCACAUACAUAAUGUUAAAACCAAGCAUUUAUGCUGCAAGUUAAUGAAAUAUUGCCUUCACAAUAUGCAAAUUGGAAUAAGAAAUUUGGGGAGAUCUGCACAUCUUUCAGCAGCUACAGAUGACAGACAGUGAACAGCUCUUAUGCUGCAUGCUCCUGUAAUGACACUUUAUUACAUCAACACCGAAACAUUCUGGGCCAACAAACCUAUUGUAAGCCAGGGCUGCUGUCAUGAGAUCUUACAAGUGAAUCUAGGGUAGUGGUGGCAACCAAUCACAGCACGGAGAAGGGUGAGGGUGCAUGGCUGUUGUGAGGAAGGAUUGCGAAAAUAGGCCAGCUGGUAAGUGGUUCCUCAGUAAUGAUGAGGGGAUAUCUGGUGAAGUCAGGCAAAGCAGCUUGCCACCACUCUUGACAUUAACAGCUACUGUUAAACUUGUGAUGUGCUUUCUGGAAUUUGUAGUAUUGACAGGCUUUUCUGGUGUCAAAUUGCCUAAUUGAAUCAGUGUCUGCAUGCCUGAAAUGGAUAAAGGAUUUGCUAACACAGACCACUUUGUUGAAUGGUCAAAGAAGAGUUAUACUGAUAGUUAGAUUGAGUCACUAACAAAACAUUGCAAGUUGUCAUUCCCUUAAAAUGAAUUGAUCCAUGUUGAAAGCUUGGUCACUGUUUGGCACCAGUUGUGCAAGGCUGGUGUAUAUUUCUGCCCUAAGACUGCCAUUGAAACACCAUUUUUGAGUAAACAUUCACCUAUUGUUAGGCUUGUUACUCAUCUUACUAAAUUAACAGCUUUUCUUUUUUGUAUGUAGUUUAUUUUCUUUGGGUGUUCAGUCUUAGUUAUUUCAUAUUUUAGAAAUCCCAAAUUAUGAGACGCCAUUUGUUUAAGCACUUAGUAGUGGAGUUGGUAUAGGUGGAAUGCGGCUACAGUAUAAGCGCUGCUUAAGUAUAUCAGAAUAUGCAUAGGGCAGCUCAUUUCAAGGAUACGUUUGAGCAGCCUUGGCUGCUGACAUGUCGCUCUUGUAUGUUCAGUACGAGUCAUUAGUCAUGUUUAGUUAUGGCAUCUCAUUCCUGUGCCAAACAGUUUCUGAACAGCUAAAUUAUAUUCAGUUAUUCAUACCUCACACACAUGUCCUUGUGAAAGACGUUUGGCUAAUGCGUGUUAUCUCUUUUACUUACCGUCGUUCACUGUACACAGCAUCAAUGCUUGAGAAUCUAAAUGUUGCUUGUUGUUUUCUUUGUAACAUAUUUUAUUGUGUACCAUGUCAGGUUACAAGAUUAAAACACACCAUUUGUACAUAGCCUGCUUGAAGAACCUUUGCUUCUUCCAAAUGAUGUCUUUUCACCUUUUUUUUUUUUUGCGCUCGGACAACAUGGCCAUUUCUCGAGGCCUAUGCAGUUGUGCAGAGGUGCAUCUGUUACUUUUUGAGACGUAUAUAAACAAUGUUAAAUGUGA